UGGGGGGAGGGUCACGUGUGUACACACUGACUGCGGGCUCUCCCAGCUCGGUGUAGUAAAGUCUGAAACGGUCGGCCCCUUUUCCGCACACCGAGCCUCGUACGAAAAGUUGAUAGGUGAAAYGCGACCUAACGGAAACCCUUUACAACACUCAGUUUUGUUCGCCGAAUAUCUUGUUUUUAUUUUUACGCUCUCGCGGGAACCGGAGGGAGCACUUUAUUUUUUUUUAAAGAAGAAAAUUGUCUCCAAAUGAAGCGAGUGAGAAAUGCCCGUGGAAAUACUGCAUCCAGAUCCGAUGCCUCCGUAGGUUUGUCAUCGAUCCAAACCUAUACGUUUGUGCGGAUCUGUUGAAAGUGAUUGUCCGAGCCCAGCGAUGUGGAUCUGCGUUCUUCACAAUGACACGGACACCAGCAUGGACUUCCAGCUCUGCCAGGACUUUGGCCUCAUCUUAUCGGUCCUCUCCCUCAUCUACCUCCUGGUGUGUUUCCCCUUGGGCCUGUGCUACAACGUGCUGCUGGUGGCGGUGAACCUCUCCAACAAGGUCUCCAUGACCAUGCCCGACGUCUACUUCGUCAACAUGGCCAUCGCGGGCCUCGUGCUCAACCUAGUGGCGCCGGUGGAGCUCCUCGGCUCCGAGUUCACACGCUGGUACGCGUGGGAGUACAACAACGAGAUCCACAUCACCCUGCUCAUCCUCUUCAACAUCUCCUCCCUGGUCGUCAUGUACUCCACCACGCUGCUCAGUCUGGACUACUACAUCGAGCGGGCGCUCCCCCGGACGUACAUGUCCAGCGUGUACAACACCAAACACGUGUGCGGGUUCAUUUGGGGAGGCGCCGUGCUGACGAGCUUCUCUUCGCUGCUUUUCUACGUGUGCAACCACAUCUCUACAAAGAUGGUAGAGUGCUCCAAAAUGCAGAACAAAGAGGCGGCAGACGCCAUCAUGAUCUUCAUUGGUUACGCCGUUCCGGCCGUCRCUGUGCUUUAUGCGUUUGGGCUCAUUUUACGCAUCAGAAAGGAGUCUACGCCUCUGGAUCAGGAUUCAGCUCGCCUGGAUCCGUCUAUACACAGGCUGCUGCUAGCCUCGGUCUGCGUGCAGUUUGUCCUGUGGACCCCAUACUACAUGACCCUGUUGGUGCAUACUGUAGCGGGUGCACCAGGGUAUAUUACCAGUGCACAUUACAUUCCUAUCUAUAGCUUCAUGAAGUGUAUAUCUAAACUGAUGGCUUUUUCCAGCAGCUUUGCGAUGCCGCUUAUGUACAGACGGAUGAACAAAAACUUUUCCGGCAAGCUUCAGCGGCUGCUCAGGAGGCUGCAUUGCAGGGAUCAGUCCUGCCCUCAUGAACGCUCAGUGGUGCAGCAAGUGGUGACGUGAAAUUUCUCCCAGGCCCGGCCRCCAGCACUUUGUUCCCCAUCCCAGUACCCCCACCACCACCCGCACAGAGCCCGCAUCUGACUGGGCUUCCUCACGGCUCUGGAUUGUGUGAGGAGCGACACUGCUGACUGUGGAAUUUCCUGUCCCUUUUCCAGAACUCGGAUCUGAUCUCUCUGUUUUCCCACAGAGAAAGAACAAAAAAUAAUAAUAAUAACCACACACACAAAGUGCUGCUUUUUUUUAAUCAUUAAGUAAAGCUCACCAUAAAGACUCUUGGGUAUCUGGUUUAAGGUGUUACCGUUAGUACAAUCAUCCAACACAGAAACAAUUACAAUUUUUUUUUCUCCAAGCAAUCUGGUAUUGUUGUAGAUGUGAGCUUGUUUUAUUAAUCUGAUUACAAGUUGCAUGCUUAUUUACGUUUCACCCUUGAGUGUCAAGAUACUGUGAUUUAAUAUUACAUCAUCAAAGAGAGACAGCAGGGAGGUUUUUUUCUCUUUCAAUAAGCUAUAAAUUUUAGUGAAGCCAAGCUGCUUUAAUUUUAAACAAAGCAUCAAUGUGUUGGCCAAAGCUCAUCAACAUUGUAUGUUAAUGUGUCAUAAUGGAUCUGCAGGUGAAUAUCACUUGUACGGCCACAUAAUCGCAGUCCCGUCCACAUGGGAGCAUUGUUUUUUUUACUAAGUUUCAGAGUGGAAAAAAGAAAGCCAUCUUUAAAUGCUCUUGCAGUUUGUGGAAAAAUGCAACCUUUAAAAAUGAUGAUGUCAUAUAACCACUUGAGACGUGAGAGAUCAUCAUCAUCUUUAUUUUGGUCYGUCGUAGGUGUGGAUGAAAACAUUUUUAGAAAUGGGGCUGUUUUURUGAAGWUGUUUUUAGAAACAACAAAA
This is a messenger RNA of Austrofundulus limnaeus, 2256 nucleotides long. RefSeq names its product G protein-coupled receptor 146 (gene gpr146). The transcript has 2 exons. Gene Ontology annotation, cellular component: membrane. The record is from RefSeq and is a predicted model, not a curated record. Gene Ontology annotation, biological process: G protein-coupled receptor signaling pathway. NCBI's taxonomy places the organism in Eukaryota, Metazoa, Chordata, Actinopteri, Cyprinodontiformes, Rivulidae. Bases 374 to 1375 code for a protein of 333 amino acids. Gene Ontology annotation, molecular function: G protein-coupled receptor activity.